Gymnodraco acuticeps is the source of this 2084-nucleotide messenger RNA. RefSeq lists its product as uncharacterized. Bases 256 to 1182 code for a protein of 308 amino acids. The transcript has 6 exons. Lineage: Eukaryota; Metazoa; Chordata; Actinopteri; Perciformes; Bathydraconidae. Gene Ontology annotation, molecular function: serine-type endopeptidase activity. The record is from RefSeq and is a predicted model, not a curated record. Gene Ontology annotation, biological process: proteolysis.
UAACCAUCUGUUGGUGAUCUAGGCGUUUACUCGGAAUUUACUUGAGAAUUUUUCGGAAAGCCUGGAACCGUUAAGGGAUUUAUCGACGGCAAAACGCACGGAAAUGUAACUUUUUUAAUUGUCUUACUGCUCCAGUUUAAGCCUCAACAGAGGAAGAAGAAGUGGGACAUUGCAUGUAACGUUUUUAGAGGAUACUGUUCUUUGUUAAGAGAUAGUCGUUUCUGCUCAAUAGUUGCUGCAGCGAAAUCUGACAAAAUGUCGCCAAAAUCACAGUUUCGUGCCAUCUUUCUGUGCGUAAUAGGCGUUUUGGCUUCCGAUGCCCAAGAAUGUGGCCGAUCACCGAUAGUGGAGAACAGGAUUGUGGGAGGGAUGGACGCCAUAGAUGGUGCUUGGCCGUGGCAGGUGGAUAUACAGUUAACGACUGCUAUUCAUAUCUGUGGAGGCUCCAUCAUCUCAGAGUACUGGGUCCUAUCAGCCGCUCAUUGUUUCCCCAAUCCCUCAGAUUUAAGCUCUUACGUCGUCUACGUUGGCCGGUACCAGCUGAACGGAUGGAACCAGCACGAGGGGAUGUACAGUGUGAGCCGGGUGGUGAUCCCGUCUGGUUACAGCGAGCCGCACAAUGGGAAGGACCUGGCGUUGGUGCAGCUGUCCAGCCCAGUGACCUGGUCAGAUUACGUCCAGCCCGUCUGUUUGCCCGACUCUGGCACGCUGUUCCCAGAAGGCCUGCUGUGCUUCGUCACCGGUUGGGGAAAUGUCAGGGAUAGCGUCCCUCUGCCAGGACUCGGGACUCUGCAGGAAGUGGAGGUGCCAAUCAUUUCCCAGAGUUCAUGUCAGGAGAUGUACCAGACGCACCCGACGGAGCAGGUGGACAUCCUGUAUGACAUGAUCUGUGCUGGAUACCAGAAGGGCGGCAAGGACUCCUGCCAGGGCGAUUCAGGAGGGCCCCUUGUCUGCAAGAUGGUGAAUGGGACCUGGGUGCAGGCGGGGGUGGUGAGUUUCGGACUGGGCUGUGCUCAAGAGAACCAGCCAGGUGUUUACGCGAGAGUCACCAGCUACUCCAGCUUAAUCAGAGACGCGGUCCCAGGGAUCCGCCUGUAUGGCCGAGCUGCAAAGAACUGGUGUGGGAGGGCGGCCAUGUUGGUCAGCUGGCUGUCCUCUCUACUGAUCCUGCUUCAGAGGUAGAACACUGUAUCAACGCGAUAUCAGACCAAAUGAAGGAGAAAACAAAUAAUAUGUCAGACUCACGUCCAAAGUUAUCCUGAAUGGUAGAACUAGAAACCUGAAGUGCAUAUCAAGCCAUAUUGAACAAGAAAUGUAAUUUUAAUCGUAAUUUUUGUAACUGAUUAAAUGUAGUUUUGAUAGGUUUGUAUUUGAAAUCAGAAUUAUGAGCUUAAUAAAUUAUGUGUUCUGUAUUUGAAAUAAAUUGUUCAUUUGAUUCUUAAAAAUCAGGUCAGUGUUCUGUUCAACUUUUUAUAGCUGAGUUUGGAAGUGUUUGACACAUUUCUGAGAUCAAGUUUUUUUUUUAAUCCUUUUUCAAAUGUUUAUUUUAAAAGCAGUAAGUCAAUCUUAAGGUGUGUUUCCAACAGUACCAACUUAAUAUCAAUGUUGUUGGGGAAUAAUUCUAACUCCUUUACUCCUAAGAUAUCUAACCUUUUUGCCCUUUGACGUUUACGACCAACCCUGACUCGGUUAUCUCCCUUAAGGAAUGUGUUGCUCCAGCCAUAUGGCGCUGGCUCCAGCUAUAUGUUGAUAUUCCCAGUUUAUGACCGGGCAAAUCUCGGACACAAAUGGUUUAUGGUUCUGAGAACGCUGGAACACUUCCUUCUCUGUGUUUGUGGACUCCAAGGUGCAUUCUUCGAGGCCAUGAGGGUCAGACAAGUGAUUCACUGUCCCCAGAUGUUUAGGCUAUCUCCCCCAAUAUGUUGAUUACUCUCUGUAAACUAGUUUAAAAGGUCUAGCGAGACAGAGGCGCUUGAGAAUUGACGUGGCAACCCUCCCGUGCAGUCAGAACCUCUGGCUGUGUGAGUUGUGAUGUGAAUCCUCCGGCCGAUAUUUGUAAUAAACCAUCAGUGUUUGACAUCAAA